UAAUCUUUAAGGAUCUGAGAUAUCAAAACCCCAUUAUCCACAAGUGGCCCAACGGUAUCAAAUAUGGCGUGUUUAGCCUCUGAGAUACUAAAUGACCCUGGGGGAAUGAACAAGUUAUAAAGCAAAUUUAUGAAGUGUGUACAGCCCAUUCCUCCUUGGCUUAUUCACUCAACAUCAGCUCUAUUUAGCCUCUGAGUAGAUGGCUUGGCAGAAAGGGCACAUGAGUUGGCUCUCACCAGUCAUCUUAUGCAUUUGCCUCAACAGGCCUCUGGGGCAAGUGUUUCUGACAGUGAUGUCCAUGCACAUGUGUGAGAAAACAUCUUCAGUUACCAUCUGCCCCUGCCAUGUUUAUUUUUAUCCCACUCACGCCUUCAAUCCAAGACUCGGUUCUCUCUCUCUCUCUCUUAGCUGAGAGGAGACCACCCAAUAACAGAUUCUCUCUGGUUCUUCCUCAUUUCCUCACGUCUGUGGAGCAAUGAACGAUAGUCCCUUGCAAGUGUUGACUUUGCCUACUGCUCCGUACCAUGACCAGAGGCCUGGAACCAGUGGUUUAAGGAAGAAGGUCCAUGUUUUCCGGUCUAAGAAGAACUAUCUGCACAACUUCAUUCAAUGUAUCUUCUCUUCCAUCGACCUGCGGGACAGGCAGGGCUCCACUAUGGUGGUGGGAGGAGAUGGACGCUACUUCAAUUCGACUGCCAUUCAGGUCAUAGUGCAGAUGGCUGCUGCAAAUGGGGUGGGUCGUCUUACAAUCGGUCAGAAUGGCAUCAUGUCAACACCAGCUGUGUCUUGUGUGAUCAGGAAGAUCAGCGCUAUCGGUGGAAUUAUCCUUACAGCCAGCCACAACCCCGGAGGACCUGAUGGAGACUUCGGCAUCCAGUUCAAUACUGCCAAUGGAGGUCCUGCACCAGAGUCUGUGACAAACAAAAUCUUUCAAAUAAGCAGAUCUAUAGAGGAAUAUGCCAUCUGUCCUGAACUCAGAGUAGAUCUGGCAACCAUUGGCAAACAAUCCUUUGAUCUAGAAAACAAAUUCAAACCUUUUACAGUAGAAAUUGUGGAACCGGUUGAAUCCUAUGCCAACUCGCUGAGGAAUAUCUUUGACUUUGCUGUUGUGAAGGAGCUGCUCUCAGGAGACAACCAUAUACAGAUCCGUUUAGAUGCCAUGCACGGGGUGGUUGGGCCGUACAUAAAGAAGAUCCUGUGUGAGGAGCUGGGCUCCCCUGCAAACUCAGCCAUUAACUGUGUACCUCUGGAGGACUUUGGAGGACGUCAUCCAGACCCCAACUUGACCUAUGCUGCUGACCUUGUUGAGACGAUGAAGAGUGGGCAAUAUGACUUCGGCGCUGCUCUUGAUGGUGAUGGUGACCGUAAUAUGAUCCUUGGGAAGCAUGGCUUCUUCGUAAACCCCUCAGACUCUGUCGCUGUCAUUGCCGCAAAUAUCUUCUGCAUCCCUUACUUCCAGCACACAGGUGUAAGAGGCUUCGCUAGGAGUAUGCCCACCAGUGCAGCUCUUGACAAGGUGGCUAAAGCCACCAAGAUCCAACUAUAUGAGACACCAACAGGUUGGAAGUUCUUUGGGAACCUGAUGGACGCAGGUCGUGUUUCGCUUUGUGGGGAGGAAAGUUUUGGCACAGGUUCAGAUUAUAUACGUGAGAAGGACGGGCUUUGGGCCGUGCUGGCAUGGCUUUCUAUUAUAGCCACAAGGAUGCAAAGUGUAGAAGACAUCAUGACAGAACACUGGAGAACCUACGGCAGGAACUACUAUACCAGAUUCGACUAUGAGGAGGUGGAUUUGGAUGCAGCUGUGGAGAUGAUAUUGGAUCUUGAGCUGAUGAUUUCUGACAAGUCAUUCAUUGGGCAAAUAUUUACUGUGGGGGGAAAGAAAUACCAGGUGGAGACAGCAGAUAAUUUUGAGUACAGUGAUCCUGUAGAUGGAACCAUAUCAAGAAACCAGGGCCUGCGGAUCAUUUUCACAGGAGGUUCACGCAUAAUAUUUCGUCUCAGUGGCAGCGAUACUUUCAGAGCCACAGUUCGUUUGUACAUCGACAGUUGCGAGACAGAUGUAAACAAGAUAUUUCAAGACCCACAGGUGGCGCUGGCGGAGCUCGUAACUAUUGCCCUGCAGCUUUCACAAAUCCAUGAAAGAACCGGGCGAAGUGGGCCUACUGUUAUUACAUGAUUACUGUUAUAUUUGCCUUUUUUAUUCACCUGUAUUUUAAAGUGUAAAACACAAUUUUCUUGCCGUAUCUUGAUGCACUUGUCAGUAUAUUACCUGUUUUUUGUCAGCGUUGUCUAAUAAGAGCAUAGAUAUCAGUGAGCCGCGUUCCCCAAGAAACGCUCCACUGCGAAGGGUCGUGGCUUAUUAUGUGCGUAUCCGUCACUGGACGCCACGUUGAGGUUACCAAGCAACGUUCAAGAGUUCACAGACUCAUAAACAAGGGCUAAUCUUGCAAGAAAUGACAGUGAAAUAAAACGAAUCAGUCAUUGAAAGGUAACUAUUUACUAAAACUCCAAUCCAGAUGUCUUUAUGUCUUAAAUCUAAGAAAUGUGUUUAUAUAUACGUUUUUAUCUAGGAAAAGUGUAUUUUAUAUUACAUUUUUGAAAUAGUAUUACAAAUAAAACGUCAUUUUAAGUUAUGGUUACCUUACACAUAUCGUCAGUUGACAGUAACUUACUAUUAUAAUGUUAUAUGGAAACGUAAAGUACAAACGCAUUUGUCCAUUGACGUCACUUGUCUGAAUAAA
This is a messenger RNA of Triplophysa rosa, 2741 nucleotides long. Its product is annotated as phosphoglucomutase-1-like. The transcript is spliced from 11 exons. The record is from RefSeq and is a predicted model, not a curated record. Gene Ontology annotation, molecular function: phosphoglucomutase activity; magnesium ion binding. NCBI's taxonomy places the organism in Eukaryota, Metazoa, Chordata, Actinopteri, Cypriniformes, Nemacheilidae. The coding region runs from base 476 to 2176 and encodes 566 amino acids. Gene Ontology annotation, cellular component: cytosol. Gene Ontology annotation, biological process: carbohydrate metabolic process.